AUGUCGUCGACGAAACAGCCUGAAGCAUCGACCUCGAAAGCAAAGGAAACUGCCCCUGACGUGGCGGACAUCGAUAGGUUGUUGAAUAGAGAAGCGACUGCUUUCCAGAGAGAGGUCGAGGUUGAGCGGAUUCUCAAAGCCUUCAAGCUCAACCCGUACGACAUCUUAGACAUAGACGAAAUGUCAACAGCUGAAGAGGUCAAGAAGAGGUACAAGCAGCUGUCGCUUUUCAUCCAUCCAGAUAAAUGCCCGCACCCACGCUCACCAGAGGCAUUUGAUAUUCUCAAGAAGGCCGAAUCAGAGCUCUCGGAUAAAGCAAAGCGAGAGGAACUAGAUGCUCUCAUCAAUCAAGCUCGAAACAACGUCCUUAGGGCCCUCAGCCUUCCUCUGUCAACCAAACCAGAUGAUCCAGCCUUGAAGAACUUGACUCCGUCGUUCAAAGUUCGCCUAAGGGCGCAAUCGAAGGAAUUGCUCAUCGAAGAAGAGGUUAGGAGGAGAAAGGCGAUAAAGAUGAACCUCGCCAACGAAGGUCUGGAGGCACGAAAGAAAGAGGAAGAGAUUGCAAGCAAGAAGCGCAAAGCCGAGGAGGAAAAGGCUUGGGAAGACAAUCGAGAGGAACGGGUUGGUUCUUGGCGGAACUUCGCAGCAACCCAAGGCAAGAAGAAGAAGAAGCAGAAAAUUGCUAUCCUCGGCUGAGCGCAAUCCUUUGCUGCUCACCCAUCGUACCCUCAUCCUUCCGUUCGAUUUCAGGCGCCUCGCCCUUUUUAUACCAACGUUCAACAUACAAUCACCCCCUGGCGCCCAUCCACCACACCAUUCGAAUCCUUUGUAUGUACAGUUAAUUUCCGUGUACUUUUAUCCUUAUCUCCUGUUGGGCGCGAAUGUGGGCUCAUUGUAACUAGGGCUGGCGCAU
Molecule: messenger RNA, 913 nt
Organism: Coprinopsis cinerea okayama7#130
Lineage: Eukaryota; Fungi; Basidiomycota; Agaricomycetes; Agaricales; Psathyrellaceae
Product: chaperone regulator
Exons: 6
Coding region: 1-696 (231 amino acids)
Source: RefSeq, a predicted model, not a curated record